Molecule: messenger RNA, 1242 nt
Organism: Homarus americanus (American lobster)
Lineage: Eukaryota; Metazoa; Arthropoda; Malacostraca; Decapoda; Nephropidae
Product: basic salivary proline-rich protein 1-like
Exons: 6
Coding region: 1-1242 (413 amino acids)
Source: RefSeq, a predicted model, not a curated record
AUGGGCCCUCCCAGGGACGGCAGUGCUACCAAGGACCCUGCCAGAGAAGGGGGUGCCUCCAGGCACCCUCCCAGGGGUGGCGACACGCCCAGGGACCCUCCCAGGAUCGGCGGCGACCACAGAGACCCUUCUAGGGGUAGCAGGGCAUUUAAAGCCCCUCUCAGGGACGGUGGAGCCCCAAAUUACACUUCUAGGGAUGGUGAUAUCCCCAGGGAUCACCCAGGGACACUCCCGGGGGCGGCAGCACGUCCAGGGUCUUUCCCAGUGGGCAUCGGAGAUCCAUGGACACUCCCAGGGACAGCGGUGCCCCCAGGAACCAUCCCAGGGGUAAGGGCGUUCCCAGGAGCUCACUCAUGGACGGCGGCGUCUCCAAGGACAUUCUUAGGGACAGCGACGCCCCCAGGGACUCUUACAGUGCCCCUCCCAGGGGCGGCGGCGCCCCCAAGGACCCUCCCACAAACGGCGGCACCCCCAGGGACACUCCUUGGGGCGGAGCCCCUCCAGGGACCCUACUAUGAGUCCCAAGGAAACCUAUUACAUGGUUCAUCUCCCGGAGUUCCAAACAGUGCAAAAACUACUGCACUCAGGUGCCGUAUAGGGCUCGCACUCUCAGAGGCCCUCUCAGGGACGGUGGCGCCUCAGAGAACCUUACAGGUGCGGUGGCACCCCCAGGGACACUCCUUGGGGCAGAGCCCCUCCAGGAACCCUACUAUGGGUCCCAAGGGAACCUAUGACAUGGCCCUCUUAGGGACGGCAGGACCCCAGAGACCCCCACAGAGGCAGCUGCGCCCCCAGGAACCAUUCCAGGGAUGGUGGCGCUCCCAGGGACCCACUCAGGGGCGGCAGCGUCCCCAAGGACCCUUCCACGGACGAGCUCGCGCUCUCAGAGGCCCUCUCAGGGACGGUGGCGCCUUAGAGAACCUUACAGGUGCGGUGGCACCCCCAGGGACACUCCUUGGGGCGGAGCCCCUCCAGGAACCCUACUAUGGAGCUCGCGCUCUCAGAGGCCCUCUCAGGGACGGUGGCGCCUUAGAGAACCUUACAGGUGCGGUGGCACCCCCAGGGACACUCCUUGGGGCGGAGCCCCUCCAGGAACCCUACUAUGGAGCUCGCGCUCUCAGAGGCCCUCUCAGGGACGGUGGCGCCUUAGAGAACCUUAUAGGUGCGGUGGCACCCCCAGGGACACUCCUUGGGGCGGAGCCCCUCCAGGAACCCUACUAUGGGUCCCAAGGGAACCUAUGA